UGGACGUUUACACUUCCCCGCUUGUUUCUGCCUAAGUGAGGAUGGAUCCGACAUUCCCGACGCCUGAGGAAAUGUCGUGACGCUUCUUUAAACCUCCUCGAAGGACGGCCUCGUCCUCGAUCGCGAAAAGGCCACACUUCACAGCGCAAUGGGCGAACCAACAACACAGCGGCCGGCGCUGCUCAAGAGAAUAUGGCAAUUCGCGCUCGACCUCCUCAUCAACCAAUGGUUCCUCUUCGCCCUCGGCAUCAUGAUCCUCCUCGCCUACCUCUUCCCCUCCGUCGGUAAAGAAGGCGGUCACGUCCGCGCCGAAUACUCCGUCGAAUACGGCGCCGUCGCUUUGAUCUUCUUGGUUUCCGGAAUGCAGAUCAGCACCAAGACUCUGGUUGCGAGAGCGAAGCAAUGGAAGUUGCAUUUGGUUGCACAGGGGUUGAGUUUUUUGGUUACCCCGGCGAUUAUAUUUGCUGUCGUGCAGAUUGUGAUGGCGGCGAAGAGUAAGACUAUUGAUUUCUACGUGCUUGUGGGUAUGGUCAUUACCGGGUGUACGCCUACGACUGUGUCCUCCAAUGUUGUUAUGACGCGUUCGGCGAAUGGAGAUGAUUCGGCUGCGUUGAUUGAAGUCACUAUCGGGAAUAUCAUGGGUACCUUCAUCACCCCGGCACUCGUGCAGAUGUUCUUGUCGGGUAACAUGAGUCAGGGAAAGCCGUUGAGUGGUGGUGCGGAUAUCUAUCGCCAUGUGUUUAAGCAGUUGGGAUUGAGUGUGUUCAUUCCGUUGUUUGUCGGACAGGUGUUGCAGAAUGUGCGGCCGAAGGAAGUGAAGUGGGCGUUGAAUACGUUCAAGUUGCCGAAAGUGGGAAGUUUCUGUUUGGUGCUGCUUGUAUGGGCCACUUUCUCGAAUGCCUUUGCUGCGCAUUCGUUCGAAGACAUUUCGACAGAGUCGGUUAUUCUUGUCGUGUUCUGCAACAUCGGCUUUUACACCUUCUUCACGGUCAUCUGUUUUGCCCUCGCACGUCUCUCAUUCCUCCCCCAACGUCUGUACGCUGAAGACAACCACUCCGUCUGGGCCAAAGCCGCCCGCUGGUUCCGCUUCACCAAGCGCGAGACAAUCGCCAUCUGUUUCUGUGGAGCAGCUAAGACGGUCGCGCUUGGUAUCCCGUUGAUUCAUACUCAGUACACGACGAGUCCUGAGAACAUCCAGGGUAUCUUGACAAUUCCGUUGGUGUUGUACCAGGGAGAGCAGAUCUUGGUUGCGCAGUUGUUGGUGCCGCUGUUCAAGAGGUGGGUGCGGGAUGAGAUUGAGGCCGAAAAGAUGAAAGCACAGAUCCAGGCGGAUGAUGGCAGACCGAGCGUGGAGGCGCCUGGAAUGGAGCCGGUGACUGUUCACGUUGGGAAGAGUGCGGGAGACAUGAAGGUGAAUGAGAGGGAGAGGAGCUUAAGCUUGAGCCACGGGAGUGGGAGCGAAGUUACUCGUGCUUAACGAAAACGAAGCUUCGGGAUAUAAAAGUUAGUUAAUUGUAAUGUAGGUUAGGUUAAUCCCAGUGUUGCAGCAUGUGAAAGUGAG
Molecule: messenger RNA, 1561 nt
Organism: Saitoella complicata NRRL Y-17804
Lineage: Eukaryota; Fungi; Ascomycota; Saitoellomycetes; Saitoellales; Saitoellaceae
Exons: 2
Coding region: 149-1477 (442 amino acids)
Cellular component (GO): plasma membrane
Source: RefSeq, a predicted model, not a curated record